AUGAGCCCACAUACUUGCGGCCCUUGGGUCAUUUGGGAUGUCCGGAUCUCGCCGAUCGAAAUUGGGUCAUCUGGCGCCGCAAAAGGCUUCUGCACCGCCUCAAUGUUACCAGCCUUCUGUCCAGCGACCAUGUACAUCAAGGUCUACAUAAUUCGCGCAAAGCUCUCCACUGAAGAGAUCCUGGACCUGAUGUCCCUCGUCGAUCAAUACAACGAGCAUCGGUACCAAGCCCAACCGGAGUUGGUUCUCUGUCCCCAUCCCGAAGAAGCUGAUGUGGUUAUCACCAAUGUGCAUAUGCGACAGCGACUGGAACGACAUCUGGAAUGGGUCUUGGCUAGCGAGAAAGCCGUCGUGAAACCUGCCUGGCUACGCGAUUGCGCUGCGGAGAGAACUGCCCGACCCUGUGGAUCCUACUUCGCGCUAAAAGAUCUGCGAGGAAGCACUGAGCGGCACUGCCCGCUUGCACCCAGCGAAGGCGAAUUUCUGAGCAUCUCGCCGAGAAGUGAGCCAGUGGAGCGCGUGAAUUAUUCCAGCCGAUAUGCCUGCUUGAGAUAUUGCCCGCUCGAGUGCCCCAACCAAAGAUUGGCGCAGCAGCUGGGGGUGAUACAACGCUCCCGGGAGUUGGAUAGCAACGAGACCAGCACUCUGAGUUAUGAACGUGCUAUCUCAGUCAUCAAAGGUUGGUCGGUGCAUCAGUCCCAUUCAUAUCCAUGGUAUCCAAGUCUCGCAGCAUUUCCGGAUCCAAUCACAAGCGCUCGGCUCGACGAAGUUUCCAAGUUGCCUUGGAUAGGUGGGAAGAUGUUAUCGAAGAUCAAGGAGUAUAUAGUCGAAGGGGACAUCAGCGAGAGCCAAGCCAUCGCAGAAUCGGAGCAGUUUCGGACUUUGUCCCUUUUCACGCAAGUGUACGGCAUUGGCCCACCCACAGCUCGGAGGCUCUACGACGAGCACAACCUGCGGACGAUCGCCGACCUCGACACCCAUUUCGCCGAUGAUCGCGCCGAAAGCUCUUCCUCUCCCUCCACUGCUCCAGUUCUGACCAUCAAGAAGGCCUUGAGUUUGCGGGAAGACUUGAGCGAAAAGAUACCAAGAGAAGAAGUGGAGCAGUUGCACUCCAUCGUGGCCGAAGAACUGCAGCGUCUGCUUCCGGGGUGCUCAAGCACUAUCGUGGGCGGGUAUAGAAGGGGAAAACCACAGAGCAACGACAUCGACAUCGUUGUCACGCAUCCCCGCAUAGGUUCAUCCCGAACACACGGACUCGGUGAUGCGAUAGUGAAGCUUCUGUAUGAACGAGGCAUCGUCACCCACGUCUUGCAUGUUUCCAGCUUCCACGCACCCGAUGCCCUGCGAACAUCCCAGUGGGAUGAUCUGGAGAAAGUCAUGACUGUCGGUCUUCUUCCCUCGAGAGACGGCUGCCGCCAGAUCCACAGACGCAUGGACCUCAUCUUCGCGGCCCCUGCCAGUUACUGGACCGCAGUCGCCGGCUGGCCAGUUUCAUCUCUGUGUUCCCAGCUCGCACUGACCUCUUGCUCACACAUAGGACCGGCUCAAAGAUGUUCGAAAGAGACCUUCGUCUCUGGGCGAAAGAACGGCAAGCGAUUCGAACCGUUUAGGUUCCAGCUAGAGCUGACUCGUUCCGUGCAGCGGUUUCAAGUUCGACAGUUCUGGCAUGUUCGUCGUGUUUUCGGAGGAGAGACAGCAAGCAAUACAAGCCGAGCAGCGAACGCGAAAUCUUUGAUAUCCUCGGACUCGAAUAUAUUGAUCCAACGCUGCGAAAUGCUGAUGUUUAGUGGUAGCAAGUAGUACACAAUCAGUUCGAGAAGGCCUGGAUUCCUGUCAUCGCUCUUCCGAGAAUGAGACCGUGGAUAUCCUAAGGCAAUGUUAGAGCGAUGACGUCUACAUCGACAACCAAAACUCACGUGUGUACCUGGGACAACGUUGAACAAAAAAAAAGCAGAUUGUGCAAAGAA
Molecule: messenger RNA, 1967 nt
Organism: Mycena citricolor
Lineage: Eukaryota; Fungi; Basidiomycota; Agaricomycetes; Agaricales; Mycenaceae
Source: the annotation of a GenBank genome assembly